AGCCGCUGCCUUUGCCGCUACUGCUACCACCUCUCCUCCUCUGCCUCUGACCACUCACCCUCACCUCCCUGCCGCUCUCACCCUGCCAUGAUCUCAGCCCUCCCAAGGACCCUGGCCCAGCUCUGAGCCCUGGGACCCCUGGCCCCCUUCCCUGGGCCAUGGCCAACUCAGGCCUCCAGCUCCUGGGCUACUUCCUGGCCCUGGGUGGCUGGGUGGGCAUCAUCGCCAGCACAGCCCUGCCGCAGUGGAAGCAGUCCUCCUACGCGGGCGACGCCAUCAUCACUGCCGUGGGCCUCUAUGAAGGGCUCUGGAUGUCCUGCGCUUCCCAGAGCACAGGGCAGGUGCAGUGCAAGCUCUACGACUCGCUGCUCGCCCUGGACGGUCACAUCCAGGCAGCACGAGCUCUGAUGGUAGUGGCCGUGCUCCUGGGCUUCGUGGCCAUGGUCCUCAGUGUGGUCGGCAUGAAGUGCACAAGGGUCGGAGACAGCAACCCCAUCGCCAAGAGUCGCGUGGCCAUCUCUGGGGGCAUCCUCUUCCUCCUGGCAGGCCUCUGCACAUUGACGGCUGUCUCGUGGUAUGCCACCCUGGUGACCCAGGAGUUCUUCAACCCGAGCACACCUGUCAAUGCCAGGUAUGAAUACGGCACGGCCCUCUUCGUGGGCUGGGCCUCUGCCGGCCUGGCCAUACUGGGAGGCUCCUUUCUCUGCUGCACAUGCCCAGAGCCUGAGCGGUCCAACAACAGCCCUCAGCCCUACCGGCCCGGGCCCUCAGCUGCUGCCCGAGAACCAGUUGUUAAAUUGUCUGCCUCCGCCAAGGGCCCCCUGGGUGUGUAA
Molecule: messenger RNA, 833 nt
Organism: Trichechus manatus latirostris (Florida manatee)
Lineage: Eukaryota; Metazoa; Chordata; Mammalia; Sirenia; Trichechidae
Gene: CLDN19
Product: claudin 19
Exons: 5
Coding region: 159-833 (224 amino acids)
Biological process (GO): cell adhesion; bicellular tight junction assembly
Cellular component (GO): bicellular tight junction; plasma membrane
Molecular function (GO): structural molecule activity
Source: RefSeq, a predicted model, not a curated record